UAAGAAAAUGGCGUAAAGUGCAGGUUAGUGAGUGAAAUGCAUUUGCACGAAAAUAUCGAUUUUCAUCAAUUUUUACCGUGGUAGAGCCACUAUAUCAUCUAAUAACCAUAUGAUUCAAGCAAUAGAUUGGAUCAAUUGAUAUUCUAAUUCUAAUGAUGACUUUGCUGAUGAUGCGCCAUCUAAAGGAAAAACGAUCUACCAGUAUUAUUAUUUUUGUUUUGCGUUUCCAAUAGAUGGCGAAAACCGUGCAAAAAAAGUAUCAAUAUUUUAGUAUUCUGUAUUUUGUCCCCCCGCUGGUUUCCUAGAAUUGCCGGAGAUAAAACAUCAGCAGGCUGCUUGUCGUCGGCCAUUGAAACCAGCUGAUUUGACUGAUUUGACAAUAAAAUGAUCCGGUGCCGUCGGAACUUUGGAGCCGGAAAAGUGUGUAACAAUAGUGCAGUUAAAUUCUGAAGUUACUGAAAUUUAUUGCGCGCUUGCCGGCGACAAUGGAAAAUGAACAAUGGCAGGCCGAUUAUCAACAAUCUGUGGCGACAAAUAUGGAAAGAACUGCCCAGACUUUAAACAAUGGCAACUCAAAAUAUUCAGCCGAAAACGAUGUUCUGCAAAACUCUUGCAUCAAAGAAGAUCCCGAUUCAAAAUGCGACUUUAUGCAAGAUGUUAUUAACGAAUUCAAUUCAGUUACGGCUGUAAUUAGCGAAAAGGGGAAACAAACGAUUCAGAUUAUUCUGGCACAAAUUAAGACAUUGUCCCAAAAUGAAAAAUAUUUUUUAUACCUUAAAUUACCUUCGGAAAUUUCCAACAUAGUGGACCCUUUCAGACAAACACUUAAUCCGUUAGGUACUAGGUCGGAAAUCUAUCGUACCAUUGUGUGGAUUCAGACUCAUUUGGAGGAGGAUCAGAACAUUUCAUUGCCGAAAAAAGAGGUUUACAAUGAAUAUGAGCAGUUUUGUGAAGAUAACAAUAUAAAACCUCUGUCCCAAGCAGAUUUUGGGAAAGUAAUGAAACAGGUUUUUCCAAAGGUGAGAGCUAGAAGAUUGGGUCAGAGAGGUAAUUCAAAAUAUUGUUACUCGGGUCUACGAAGACGUGUCAGCUUAAAUCCUCCCAGAUUACCAGAUUUGUCUGAAAAGCCGUUGUUAGCAGAACCACCCUUCACACAUAACAGUGUUACCUACGCCGCCUGGUUAAUUGUCAAGGAGUGGUCCCAGCAGCAACUGGGCAUUCAGUUUUCAUCUUUGCAGUCUUUGGCUCACUACUUGAUUCGGAAUUGUUCCAUUGGCAUUGGUACGGAAGCGGCCAAUCAGUUAACAUCUGUUGCAGAGACCCAUCCUAAAGGUGAAGAUAGCGCAACGAAAAAUUUAAACAAACACAGGGAGGCGCAAUUGCAACUGCAAAAGAAAAUUCAACAAAAAACGGAAGGGAAAGAGAGGAAGAGAAAAAUUCAACCGGCGGUAAAAGUGGAGGUAAAGCCGGGUAGCAAAAAGUGCAGAUCCCAAAGUCUGGGCGCCACUCCGAUAGAUCCUGCUUCGUUGGGCGGCGCACCGGGUAUGGGAAGCAGCGAAUGCAGUACAGCGAGCAGCAGUGGCAGCAGUAGCACCAGUGUCAGUCCCACUCAGGGCAAAACUAUCUGUGAUAAAUCAGAAUUGACUCAAUUCCCAGCGUUACCUGACUUCAAGAGUUUCCAGAAACCGGUAAACGAUGGAGCAAAUAAUAAUAUCGGAAAUGGGCAGGACAAAACUUGCACGGUUUCGGCUUCGCCUUGCAACAAGACAUCCGUACCGAAACUUCAAUUGAUGGGCGGCCAAAAUGGUCAAGGCCAAGCGAGACCCGUCCGUAAGCUAAAGUACAAAGCGAUCCAGCCCAGACUGCAACCAUGUGAUAUUGCGAUGUACAAUGCUGUGCCGAAGCAACCGAGCCAGGUCGCAUCGGACCACCGAUCUCAAGAAGUAAACUGUGUAGAAACUAGUGUAAAAGAUAAUAUUAAGGAUGGCAAGUGCGACGAUGGUAAUUUGGAUGAAUCUGACGAUGUGACUGACGAUUUUCCGCUGACUCGGGAACGACUCGAUAGUGUGAGCAAUGUUGCGAAAGACGCCAUGGAUGAAUAUUUAGGUACGAACAACAGUCAACACGAAGAAGAGUUAUCCAAAUACUUCAGCAAUAGCGAAUCGAACGGUGUCGGCGACGCGGAAAACUUUAACAAACUGUCGACGUUGAGACAACUUCUCGAACAGAACGGCAUAUCGGAAAAAAAAACCGCCGUUCAAGGAGUCCCUUCUGAUUUAGGGUCUAACAUCGGCCUACAGGAAGGCCUCGGUUCCCUCCAGAAUCGGGCUCCGAUGUUAUCGAAUCGAGGAUUCGCGAAUCCUCCAUUGCAAAUCGUACAAACCCCGCCGAGCCUCGCAGCCAGAAGACGGGUGAGUUUCGAAGAUUCCGCCAGUCCCAACGCGAAGGGAAAACAUUUCAAUUUCACCCCGAUCUCGCCCCAGUCGAAAUGUUCGAGCGCGACCGCUAGUCCGUUCGUGAGUCCGAGGAACACCCCCGUGCCUCGCGUAAAAAAUACCCACGCUAAAAAAGAGCUCGAUCUACGUCUAGAAAUACCAGCCGAAGUAAACGUUACCUGUUUGCCGAUGUCGGCACCGGUCAGUCCGAUGCUGAGCAACAACAAGUCCCUCCUCCAGAAACUGUUGAACGCGAACAACAAAGUGUCGUACCGACCGGGUUACGCGGGACGAAGGGACUACGUGCCCGACAUGGGGAUCAGGUCCCAGUCCGUGCCUCUGCACCAAAUGCCCAGCGACAACGCGUUAAUAACGGAACUCCUGGAGGAGGGUCCCGAUUUCGGCGAAAUUUGCUCCCAGACAGCUAGCGAUAACGUGAAACAAAUACUGAACUCAUUGGACGAGCAGACGUGCGAUAAUAACAAUAUUGAAACGUUCAAUUUGGAUUUGUCGAGCAGUAAUCAGGCAUUGCCCGAAUUCGGCUUGCAUUUGGUUAACGGUGGCCCAGAGGGCGCCUCCUUCGCCCAACACUUGCAACUGAGGAACGACAUGGAUGUCGUCGAAAUGGGUUUGGACAAAUGUCCGCCCGCAAGAUCCGUUCCGUGCACUCCGUCACCUUUCCCGUCGAAAGAGUCGAGUUCUUCCCGGUCGUAUCCUUCGACGCCGUUGAAUUCGACCGAGAUAUUCGUCUACAAUUUGAACUCCGAUUGUUUACUGAACGGACAACCGAUACGAACGGACAACGUGGAAUAUGGGAUAGCGAGUUUCGGCGACAAUAACGUCAUGCCGGAGAAGGCGGGGAUGAGUUUGGAAAGUGAUUUUGUGAUAAUCGACAGCGGGGAUGCUUUGGUCGACGACGACGGUAUUUUAAUUCAGCAGGGUUAUAACGCUAACAUUUAACUGAGGGUUCGAAGCGCCCGAUGCCAUAUUUCCGCGGUCGUUGAACGUUAUUUUUGUAAAAGAGAAAGACUGAUGCGUUUCUAUAUUUCGAGCGGGGUACGAAUACGUCGGGUAAUUUAAUUUAAUGGCACCGGAUUAUAACCUUACAACAAUUUUGUAUUGGAACAAGCAGUUUGCGAAUAAAAUGCCAGUUUACUUUUUUUAAAUUGUAAAUAUGAAAUCAACCAUAUUUUUUGUGAUGUAUGGAAAUAUUUUUACGAUUUAAUUAUAUAUUUUAUGAGCACUACUAUAUAAAAAUUGGAACAAGUUUUCAACAACUUCUUAGUAUUAAUGACAGCCUGAUCUGUAUUGCAUCAAUUAGGCCUUCACAGAAAUCAGGGGUAAAAUUCUUAUUUCUUGCAAUUUAGCACGCAGGUGUGUUAAAGUACGCAGAGGAUCAUUUCUUAGGCUUUGUUUUAUUUUGUGCCAAAGUGUGUCCAUUGAAUUGAGAUCCGGGUUGCUAGAGGGACGUGACAUAACUUUAAAAUUAUUAAUUUCUAAAUUAAUUAAUUAAAUUUAAGACGGAUAUAACUUUGAUGCACUUGGUAAGAGAGGAUGUUCCAUGAAAUCUACGUUUACUGUGCUUUCAGUAAAUUGUAAAGUUCCCAAACAACGACAUGCAACCUCAUACUAUGACGGCCCGUGGACAUUUUACAGCCCUUUUGAGACAAUCCUUAUGGAAUGUUUUACAGAGACACCAAAUCUUCUUUCAUUGCUAAAGAUAGCUUUGUCCCAGUUAUGUUUGGGCCGCGAAAGUUUAAAAUUGGCCCAAAUGCAACUAUUCCUUUUUUGAGUUUCCGUCAACAAUGGCCUAGUCGUACAAAUCAAAAAACAGAAAAUUUAUACGUAUCAACCUUCAUACAUACUUAGAAAAACCAAGACAGCUAUUGUGGAUAUAUUUGCGACAGCAUUCUCUGGAAACAUUCAUUCCAGUUCCUUUAUUUCACCUGGUUGCUUCUCGUAAUGUAUUCCUUCUUCCUGACUUUACAUAUUCUAAUUAAAUACGUUAUCACUUUUGAAAUUUCAUUUAUCAGUUUUCACCGUAUCAUUAUGUAUUUUACUCGUAACAGGUUAUUAAUUAUUAAUUAUUAAAAUUAUUAAAAAUUAAACAGGUUAUUAAUUGUUAAUAGUUAAAUGAUGUGUGAGAAUUCUUGUUGGCACUACCUGCUCGUAUGUCUCCUUUCAAAGGCUCAAGAAAUGUGAGCAGAAGCUAAACAUGUUUCAAUUUUUAGUUGUCCAACAUUUAAUGAAAUAAUAAUCAACAUAAAAUAUAUAAUUAAGAAUUACAAAUAAUUCCAUACAUCAUAAAAAAUGCUACUGAUUUCAUAUUUACGAUUUAAAACACAUAAAUAAAAGAAUUUCGAUAAACUGGCAUAUAUUUAGAGGUUAGAGGUGGUAGUAAGUAUUGAGAUAAAAAAAUGUUUGAUGCAAACUGUACAGAAGUUUAAUUUAAAACGUUUUUAAUACUAUUUUUCCAUUAAGAUGCAUUUAAAUGUAUUUAUUCACUGCCAGCUCGUGGAAUUUCUCAGAAGCUUCGACUUUUUCGUUUAUUUUAUGCUUAAAGUCAAGAUGUUCCGAUGCUUAAGAAGAAUUAAAAAGUUUUUGGAAUCUUGAAAUUUAAUGGAGACUAGUACAUGGUUUUCAUUUAUAUUUCGACGUCCACUUGCACAGCUUAAUUAAAGGGAAUAGGCGAAAGUUUUUUACGUAAAAAGUUUUGUCUUCAUUAUCUUCUGAGUGUGCCCGUAGAAACGAAUAAGCGGCGAAAAUGUAAAAUAAAUCAACUUUUUUUAUGAAAAUGUAUGUAGUAUGUCCGUAUUUGGUUAUUCAAAAAUAAAAAGUGAAUUGUUUAUUGUUGAUCAUUUGUUUUUAUUGAUAAUAGAGAUAAGGAAAAAAAAAAUCAUACAACGUUAAUAUAAAAAGUUUGUCCCUUUUAAUAAACCUUGCAGUUGGGCGUUAAAAUAUAAAAGAAAACCCUGCAGGAGCUUGAUAGGAUAUUCUGUUUUU
This is a messenger RNA of Cylas formicarius (sweet potato weevil), 5438 nucleotides long. RefSeq lists its product as uncharacterized. Gene Ontology annotation, molecular function: RNA polymerase II cis-regulatory region sequence-specific DNA binding; DNA-binding transcription factor activity, RNA polymerase II-specific. The record is from RefSeq and is a predicted model, not a curated record. Gene Ontology annotation, biological process: regulation of transcription by RNA polymerase II. The coding region runs from base 486 to 3395 and encodes 969 amino acids. NCBI's taxonomy places the organism in Eukaryota, Metazoa, Arthropoda, Insecta, Coleoptera, Brentidae. The transcript has 9 exons.